Molecule: messenger RNA, 447 nt
Organism: Zootoca vivipara (common lizard)
Lineage: Eukaryota; Metazoa; Chordata; Lepidosauria; Squamata; Lacertidae
Source: RefSeq, a predicted model, not a curated record
AUGUUGCAGGAGAAUAAAGGCUUCUCUAUCUGCACCUUCAGAUUCUCCCCCAACAGCAGCAACCCCAUCAUUGUCUCCUGUGGCUGGGACAAGCUCGUGAAGGUGUGGAACUUGGCUAACUGCAAGCUGAAGACCAACCACAUUGGGCACACUGGCUACUUGAACACAGUGACAGUCUCACCCGACGGCUCCCUGUGUGCUUCAGGUGGCAAGGACGGCCAGGCUAUGCUGUGGGACUUGAACGAAGGCAAGCACCAGUACACCCUGGAUGGUGGAGACAUCAUCAACGCCUUAUGCUUCAGCCCCAACCGCUACCGGCUGUGUGCAGCCACUGGACCCAGCAUCAAGAGUACCACUGUACAGGAUAAUCCUUGCAUUGCCACCUCCAGAAAUCAAGGCCUGCAAACGUGCAAUUUCCCCCCUUCUGGCCCCAGUGCUGCACAGUGA